Messenger RNA from Achroia grisella, 1239 nucleotides. RefSeq lists its product as uncharacterized. The record is from RefSeq and is a predicted model, not a curated record. Lineage: Eukaryota; Metazoa; Arthropoda; Insecta; Lepidoptera; Pyralidae. Gene Ontology annotation, molecular function: metalloendopeptidase activity; zinc ion binding. The transcript is spliced from 10 exons. Gene Ontology annotation, biological process: proteolysis. Bases 1 to 1239 code for a protein of 412 amino acids.
AUGAAAUUCACAAUACUUGUACUGUUUUUAAUAAAAUACAUUUAUUGCAAACUAUGGCCGAAAGGAGUUGUUCAUUAUACCAUAAACAAGAAAGAUUACGAUAUACACUCACAAGAUGUUAUAAUGUCAACCUUCAGUCAACUUCAGAAUGAAGUUUGCGUGAAGUUUUUUAAUAAUAACCUAAAUAGCUCUACUACCGAAAUAGAUAAAAUAUUGUACAUAAGUAAUCCUUACAAGAGUAAACACUGUCCUCCACGACAUUACGAUUACACGAAGAGUGUCGUGGAUAUGCCUAUUGGCUACAAAUGUAUUGAUCAGAAGGAAAUUGCUAAAGUUGUUGUGGACAUGCUCAGAGCAAGCAUCGAUCCCAAUGACUCGCCAAUAAAUAGUUACGAUUUAAUUAAGAAAUUUAAAGAGAAGGAGGACCGCACUCUUCCUUCUCUACUCACCCCCACAGAUCGUAACUACAUAAAUGCCCAUUACCACUUCGAGUGUGGCGCCCUCUCUGAGAGACCAGCGUUGUCUCGACGUACUGGCCAGGAUGACGCGGAGUUUUUAGAAAUAACUGCAGCCAAUGUCGAUUACUAUGAGAACAAGUUAUGGCCGCUGGGUAUAGUUAUGUAUGGACUCGAGGAGAAAUAUAGUAAGUUAUCUUUGUAUUUGCUAGGCAUUAGACACGCCAUGGCAUCCAUUGAGCUAUCGACCUGCGUGGUCUUCCAAGAGAUCACCCCUGAUGAUGUACUGACUCCGAAGAACCUGCUUUGGUUCGGCAGUGAAGGAGAAGACAUGCCGAACCUUGGGUUUAUGAGUGGAAACCAGACAAUCAGAUUGGAAUCUAUGUCCCAAGGCGCUCCUGGACACACAGCGCACGCACUGAACAUGUUGACGCGUGUUCUGGGCGUCCCCAUGAUGUCCAACCGGUUCGACAGAGACAACUAUGUGGUUAUCAACUGGAAACGUGUCGAAAAAGGGAAAGAGCAUUAUUUGGAGAAGACUCCUAUAGCGGCUUGGCUGCAACAAAUACCGUACGACUUUGCUAGCGCUACACACGCCCCCGCCAACUAUUUGUGUGGUAGCUGCUCUGAAACAUCCCCGUACACUGUGGAACCUUUGCAGGACCACCUGUGGCAAAAGACCUUGUCUAUGGGUCAUAGAAUUGACCUGAGCGAGACAGAUAGACACGUAAUCAAUAUCUUAUACGGGAGACAGUGUCAAUAUAGAUAUUUGGCCAAGAAUUAA